Messenger RNA from Mucor velutinosus, 1443 nucleotides. RefSeq lists its product as uncharacterized. Bases 1 to 1443 code for a protein of 480 amino acids. Lineage: Eukaryota; Fungi; Mucoromycota; Mucoromycetes; Mucorales; Mucoraceae. Gene Ontology annotation, biological process: N-terminal peptidyl-glycine N-myristoylation. Gene Ontology annotation, cellular component: cytoplasm. The transcript has 6 exons. The record is from RefSeq and is a predicted model, not a curated record. Gene Ontology annotation, molecular function: glycylpeptide N-tetradecanoyltransferase activity.
AUGUCUGACGAUAAACAACCUACCGAGAAAGAGUUGCAAGAUCUCGCAAAGAAAGUCGAUAAGCUUGUUUCCAGCAAGAAGGUCAAGCAAUUGAUGAAGAAUCCAUCUGCUGCUGUCGCUGCCAGUGGAAGCAACGAAGCUGAACAAACCGAAGCCAUGAAGGCACAACUUCGACAAAUGAUGGAGAGCAUGGCCUUACUGGAAAGAGCUGGUAAGGUCAAGACUAGUGGUAAAAAGGAUAUGGGAGAUCAUCAAUUUUGGAAGACUCAACCUGUGCCUCGCUAUGAUGAAAACAUUGCUGAAUCAGGACCCGUUGAACCUGACACUCCCUACGACCAAAUUAGAAAAGAGCCUAUCCCUUUGCCCAAGGAGUUUGAGUUUUGUGAGAUUGAUAUGGAGGAUGACAAGCAAGUCAAGGAGUUGUAUGAACUGUUGACCAUGAACUAUGUCGAAGACGACGAUGCGCAAUUCAGAUUUGAUUAUUCUGCAGAGUUCUUGAAAUGGGCUCUUUUGCCUCCCAACCAAAAGAAAUCAUGGUUAAUUGGUGUCCGUGUUGCCUCCAAUAAGAAAUUGGUCGCUUUCAUCAGUGGUGUUCCCGUUGCAAUGAGAACAUAUGAUGUUGUCCACAAAUUGACAGAAAUCAACUUUUUGUGUGUUCAUAAGAAGCUCAGAUCAAAGCGUUUAGCUCCUGUUCUUAUCAAGGAAAUUACCCGUAGAAGUCAUCUUGAAGGCGUGUUCCAAGCUACUUAUACUGCCGGUGCCGUUCUUCCCAAGCCUGUCUCCACAUGUCGUUAUUACCAUAGAUCGCUCAACCCAAAGAAACUCGUCGAAUGCAAUUUCUCACGUAUUCCCCAAAAAUCCACUCUUUCUCGUAUGGUGAAGAGCUACAAAGUACCUGAAAAGACGAGCACUGUUGGAUUGAGAGAAAUGCGCCCAGAAGAUGCAUCUCAAGUGCGUGUAUUGUUGAACAAAUACCUGCAGAGAUUUGAUUUCGCUCCUGUUUUUGAAACAGACGAAGAUGUCAAACAUUGGAUCUUGCCUCAUGAUAAGGUUGUUUGGAGUUAUGUUGUUGAGGAUUCAGAAAAGAAGAUCACCGACUUCUUCUCCUUCUAUUCGCUUCCCAGUUCAGUCAUUGGUAAUCCCAAACACUCGACAUUGAACGCUGCUUAUAUGUUCUACUAUGCUGUGCAAGUCGAUGAUGAACUAAGUGACGUACAAAAGGACAAGUUCAUCACAAAGAGAUUGAAUGAAUUAGUGGGUGAUGCUUUGGUAUUGGCUAAAAAGGCUGAUUUUGAUGUUGUAAAUACACUUGAUUUGAUGGACAAUGCAAAGUUUGUCCAAGAACAAAAAUUCGGUAAUGGCGAUGGCUAUUUGAACUACUAUUUGUACAAUUGGAAAUGUCCUGAUGUUGCUAGACACAAGGUUGGAUUGGUAAUGCUUUAG